Molecule: messenger RNA, 6570 nt
Organism: Phasianus colchicus (ring-necked pheasant)
Lineage: Eukaryota; Metazoa; Chordata; Aves; Galliformes; Phasianidae
Gene: WASF3
Product: WASP family member 3
Biological process (GO): actin cytoskeleton organization; positive regulation of Arp2/3 complex-mediated actin nucleation
Cellular component (GO): cytoskeleton; SCAR complex
Molecular function (GO): Arp2/3 complex binding; protein kinase A regulatory subunit binding; actin binding
Source: RefSeq, a predicted model, not a curated record
CAAUAAUGAAUGUAAUAUUGAGUAUAUGAAUAGCAUAAGAAAUAUUUACACAGACUUAUCAAGGCUAAAUAGUUUUGUGUUAAUGGAAAAGAAAUUCCAUUAACAGACACAUAGUAACUCAUGAAGCAUCUUCUGUUGUGCAUCGCAUAUAUCCUCUGGCAGUCCUAUAUCAAUUACCUCAUUCACAACUUGGAGGCCCUUUCUAUAGGGUGGGACUGUGGCUGGAGGCAAAGCAAUUUAUUGCAAGAGCUGAUUCAGCAAGAAACUCCUCAGGGCCUAUCAAUGUUCCAUUAAUAAUCAGAGACGCUGUAAUGAUUAUUGGUGGCACUGUAAAUCAUUUCCAUAACAUUAUUUAUUUUAACGUUACUCAGCAACUUGGUGUUUCCUGAAAGACAGAAAGGUUUCUCAAUCACAAAAUACGCUCUUCGGCAGGAAGCAACAAGAAGUACAAAACUUUCAAAAGGUUCUUUCUUCUUAUGCUGCACAUUUUUUGAGUGAAAUCUACUACACAAGAAAAGGAAGUCCUUAAAAUCUGAUCUAAGUCAGUGGGAGCACAGCUAGGAAAAUGUCAUGCUCACUUCCGCUGACCCAUCUUGACUUUGGUCUCCAGUAACUCUGCCUUUUCAUUACUCCCUGAAGCCUCAUUCUGCCUUCAAAUGAAAUUAAUAGCAGAAAGAUCAAUCCUGGACAUCUUUCACUGCACCAGUCCAAACCUGAAUCUAUUGGCUUCAGAGGGCUUUUCUGCAGCAUCAUUUUACCUGAAAAUUGUAAUAGUUAGACAAACGCUGAUAGAAUUAUUCCCUGCAGAUAAUUUUAGCACUUUUUCCUUUUUUGUCUCAGGAUGAAAACUUUGUACAGAUUAAAUGCAAAUAGAUUUGCAAAUUCCAAGGCAAGGGCAAAAUUGCAUUAAUAAAGCUCUGCCUGAGUCCCAUUUUUACAAGAUUUAGAUAUUAUAAAAAUAGCUAUGGGUGCUGAAAUGUCGCAAACAGAGAGAAGAAAAAUAAAAGCUGAGAAGAAAUCCAAGGGACUGGAACACAGGUGGACCAAAAUAAACGCUCUUUGAUAUCUUCCAUCACAAAGGACACUUGCUUGUGUCGAUAGAGCAGAAAAAAAAAAAACUGGUAGCGACAGGUCUGUUUGAAAUUAAUAUAUUUUCCCAACCUCAAGAGCUCAUUUUCAAUAUGGAAAAAAGCUGCCACUGAACGAGCAUUAUCGCAGCAGUGUUCUAACGACGCAAGGUCAUUUACCAUCACUUUUAUUUUGCGGUCUUUGAAGAGUUUCCUCUUUCCCGCUGCACGUCUUAGGGAAACAGCCUCCUUUUCUAGGCAGUGACUUUCAUCUCCUAUGACCGCGUGCAAGCGAGCCUUAGCUGAAGAAUAAGACCGCGGCUCCCUUCUUUGCGCUUUGUUACUCGGUGACUCCUCUCUGUUCGCUUCGCCAGCGAUCUUAACGCCGUCACCAUCUGCACUACAAAGCACAAGUAAAGCCGCACGGCUUAACGCUUUUGCCAUAUAACCUUCUGUGAUUACAUCAGCGCUUCUCAAGCUGCCGCCUCUCACCGCGGCUGAUCACCGAUUUGGGAUCACUUUUCCCCGCCGGGCAGCGGCCCCGAGGAGCCGCCCGCGAGCCCGACCGCCGCGUCGGAGUUUUGCAAACUUUGCGAUGCUCCACGCGCUCGGCUCGGGGCGGCUCCGGGCAGCCCGCAUCCAGCCGCGGUCAUCCAGCGGCGGCCCCGAGCCCUUUGAAGUCCGGCGGCGAUUGUUCCGCGCCGCCCGGAACCUCAUUCACAUGGAAACGUCGGGGCUUCUUUCUUUUUUGCUUUUCUGAAGGCUUCGCGGCGACCGACAGGAGCCCCCCGCUCCCGGUAUCGCCACAAAGGACGCGGAGCGGACGUCGUCUGGGCCGCAACGCAGCUGCGGCUCGCGCAGCCCCGGCCCCCGCCGCAGGCCCCAGGCCUCAGCGCGGGUGGGCGCGGGCACGGCCGGGCCCGCACUUGGGAUUCGCUGGGAAGUGGGUCAGCGGGGCGGGCGGAGGGCGAGGGCACGGCCGCGGGGUGCCCGCCGCCAACGGGAGGGAGGGAGGCGGAGGGCGGGAGACGGGCGGCGGGCUGAGGGAGAGCCGGGGUCGCCUCCGCGCCCGAGACGAACCUCCCGCCUCACCCCGAGGCCGGGCUCGCUCCGCGCGCGGGAAGCGGAGGGCCGGCAGCCCGCGGACAGCCGUCUUGCGAGCCCCAGGUAGGGGCCGCUGAUUGACAGCUCGACCCUCCCUCCCGGCGUUUCCGUUGGGUGCUUUUCACGCCAAUCAACGAGGUGCGCGGCGAGAGAUUGGCUGUCACUAGUUCUCCUUUCCCGCCCCUCUUGGCACGGGCCAAAGGGGGAGGCGAGGGGGCGGGGCUUUCGGCCGAGGGGCGGGGCGGCGGGGGCGCGGAGGCUCAGCCCGGGAAGGCUCCGCGCGGUGGCGGCGGUGGCCGUAGGGGACGGCGGCGCGGGAUGGGACGGAGCGCGGCGUCAGAUAAAGCCACCUGAGAGUGCUAGCAAGUUACAGAACAACCAUUUUCUCAAACGAGUUAACAGGAAGGAUAUUCUCUACUCCCUUUUUUAAAUGGUUGUAAGCCAUGCCUUUGGUAAAAAGAAACAUUGAACCGAGGCAUCUGUGCCGAGGAGCUCUACCAGAGGGAAUUACUAGUGAGCUGGAAUGUGUAACGAAUAGCACCCUUGCUGCUAUCAUACGCCAGCUAAGCAGCUUGAGUAAACAUGCUGAAGACAUAUUUGGUGAAUUGUUUAAUGAGGCUAACAGCUUCUACAUCAGAGCAAAUUCCCUUCAAGACAGAAUCGAUCGCCUUGCUGUCAAAGUUACCCAGCUGGAUUCAACAGUAGAAGAAGUAUCACUACAGGACAUCAAUAUGAAAAAAGCGUUCAAGAGUUCAACAAUUCAAGAUCAGCAGGUAGUUUCAAAGAACAGCAUUCCUAACCCAGUGGCUGAUAUUUAUAAUCAGAGUGACAAACCACCUCCUCUGAAUAUUCUUUCACCUUACAGGGAUGAUAAGAAAGAUGGAUUGAAGUUCUAUACUGAUCCUUCCUAUUUUUUUGAUCUUUGGAAAGAAAAAAUGUUACAAGAUACUGAAGAUAAGCGAAAAGAAAAGAGGAGACAAAAGGAGCAAAAGCGUAUAGAUGGCACCACCCGUGAGGUGAAAAAGGUUAGAAAAGCCAGGAACAGACGCCAGGAGUGGAAUAUGAUGGCGUAUGACAAAGAGCUUAGACCUGACAACAGGUUGUCUCAGAGUGUGUACCAUGGAGCAUCUUCCGAGGGAUCACUGUCCCCAGAUACUAGGUCCCAUGCAUCUGACGUUACAGAUUAUUCUUAUCCUGCCACUCCGAAUCAUUCCCUCCAUCAGCAGAUAGCAAUGCCUUCCUAUGGAACAGGAGAUGGUUCACAGUCCUUUGGUGUAUCCCAAAGCCAUGAACACGAAUACAGACCACCUUCUACUACAGCACGACAUGCUACUUUAAACAGACCUCAGCAGCCACCUCCACCUCCUCCCCAGCCUGCAGAUGGCCAGCAUAGCUCAGUACCUGUGGUACCAGCAGAAUAUGGGAUGCUUCCAGCUCAGAUGGUGGAAUAUUACAAUCCUGCAGGCCCUCCCCCUCCUCCUCCUCCCCCUAUGAUUCCAUCAGCACAAACAGCAUUUGUUAGUCCCCUUCAGCUUCCUGGGCCACCUUCCCAUUCUGGACUGGUGACGGGCUCCGUAUACGUAUCCGCUCAUCCUCCUCCUCCUAGCGGGCUUGUUGUCACUGCUCCUCCUCCUCCUGGCCCCCCUCCGCCCCCGCCAGGCCCUCCUGCUGCAGCUUCCUCCCUCUCUUCCUCCCCCAUGCAUGCUCCUCCAGCUGCUGAGGCAAAGCGCCACGAACUUGCCCAGCCGCCAGUAAGUGAUGCACGAAGUGACCUCCUGGCUGCCAUUCGGAUGGGAAUACAGCUGAAAAAGGUGCAAGAGCAACGUGAGCAAGAAGCAAAGCGAGAACCUGUUGGGAAUGAUGUGGCAACCAUCCUUUCAAGACGCAUUGCUGUGGAGUACAGUGAUUCUGAUGAUGAUUCAGAAUUUGAUGAGAACGAUUGGUCAGAUUGAACCUGGUCUGAGCACAGUGGCAAGUUCACAAAAUACUUGGCUUCUGUGAUCACUUUGGUAGCAAGAUGUAAAACAGGAUGUUGACGUGUAUUAAAGCUAGUGAUUGAGAUGCUAAAAUUGAAUUGAUAUUAUUCAGAAUGCUGUAGCUUAGCAACUCUGGUAAUAAUGUGAUUAUGCUUAUGCAGAUCAGAAACUUGUCUUACUUUCAGUAUUUACCGCAUAAUACUUAAGUGCCACUAAAUGUAGCAAAUCAUGUGCUGCGUGCAAAACAUGCUGCAGUUGUUGCACUGUUACAGAACCAGCAUUUUGUUUUACUUUCCUUAUCUUUUGAAGGAUAAAAUAUAUUUUUUUGACUUUGCAUCUUAUUCCUUUAAUUAUGUAAACAACAUAGGUACUUGUGAGUUGGUCUGCUUGUUAGUCUUUGGGGUUGCUAUAACUGGAUGAAGCGUUCCAUAAAUAUACAACUUUUAGAUUUUUAUUAGAUGCUAAUUAUGCCCAUGUUAAAAUGCAGUAGACAGUAACUAAAUACCUACUUAAUCUAUUUUUAAGCUCUACUGGGCUUAGAUUUUUGCAUACAGACUUGAUUUUAUACAACCUAACCUCUUUUUUUUAAUCUUAAAAAUGUAGCAGAUAAUGAAAUGCAUACUUUGAAGAAUGAAUCCUCUUGAUCCAAAAUUAACAUGUUGGUGAGCAGACCAGAUAAGUUUGUAACAGUGAUAGCAGUAGGAUGCUGGCAGCUUUUUGGGUAGGGUGCUGGGAAGUCAAAGGUAGGUAGUGAAUGUGUGCCCAUGUUACAAAAUAAAAUUAAAACACCUGUACAGCUUUUCAUUUCCAGGAUCUGGGCCAACUAGACACAAAAGCUUCAGGGUAGACCUGAUCGAAACAAUAGGUUUAUUCCAGUGUAGAAAAAGCAACUGUAUUAGGACUAAAGAAUGGAACUUUGUCAGUCUAGUUCUAGCAGUCAGAUGCAUUUCACAAGUGUUAAACUUGGUCCUUAUGCCUGUCGGUACAAAUGCUUGUAAAUAAGUUUUUUGUUUGUUGAUUUCUCUGUGUAGUCACAGCGAUUGCUUACCCAAGGCUGCCAUUACUCUGAAUGUAUUUCCUGCCUCGUACACUGCAUUCUGUAACGUUUGGCAGUUAAAGCAGUUUCAAUGGCUGUUUAGGUACUAUGGCAUCUAUAUUCAUUCGUUUUCUCUUCCCCAUGGUAGAGCUGCUGACACACAGUCUGCUUUGGCUGUUUCUGUUCUCUCUUAAAAUGAUUCAUGGUUUUUUUUUCAGUACAGAAUGAAAAUGGCUUUUUCUUCUGGACUGAGAGUUGGGCUGCUGCUUCACCCAGUGAGGCUUUUAAAAGCAUAUUAGGAAGAGGAAGAGGAAUUCUUUCUUUAACAGAUUACAAUUUUAAUCUUUGUAACAAAAGUCUGUAAUUCCAGGUCUAAACAUUUGUUAAAGCUCCUUUGUUCUGUGAGACCCCACCUGUUCUCAGAAAUAACAAAGAGGGGGGGAAAAGGUAUGUGAAAUGGAAAAAAAUAAAGAAAUAAAAGAUAUCUCACCUGUGUUUACACAAUUAGCAGUUGUAUUUUCAAGAAUGUAACAGUCUAACAUGAUGUUUGCAUGCAAGCUACUGGCUAUUUUGCUGCUGUUCAACCUGCAUAUGACUUUUCAAUCUGGGAUGGUUGUUUUUAUGGUAGGGUGGCAAUGUGCUGCCUCUGUAAGGUACUGAAGAUUUAUCAUACCAUGUAUAACCAAUCUCUGCAUAACAGUGAGCAGCUCCUAUAUCGUGGUGGCAGCUGAGGGUACUCAUCUCAGUUUGUUGGAUCUGAUUGUCUUUGCCUUAAAUACAGAGCUCGAUUUUGCUUCAUUUUGUGCUCUGGAGUCUGAGGUCAGUGUGCACUGGGCAGAAUUUAGGCCACAGCUUGAUGAUGGCACUGACUAAUGCAUGAGUGGAGGUUUGUUCUGAUCACAGUGAUGCACUUGCAGAGCAGCUUGCAAAUGAUUCUUCAUGUGAGUUGGACAGAAGUGCGACUCAGACUGCAGUGCUGCAUUGCUGUACAGCUGGGGGGAGUACUCAGUAUUCUUGUACUGCAUAUUGGAAUGAAAUAUGUCAGCAGUUCUUUCUUUCCAUUCUACUGAAAUUUGAUAAGACAGAAGAUAUAUUUUAUGAGCACAGAGGACUUGGGUGUAUCAGGAAUUUUGUAAUUUGUGUUGUUUUUAAAUAAUAAAUGUGAAACAAGUGAUCACUUGUGACCAGUUGAUGGUGUAGAUUUCCAGUCAUAGUAGCCACCCUGUUUUCCUGAACCUGCUGUGUUGUCAUUUUCCUUUCAGUAUUUUAUUAAUACAAAUGUGAAUUGAAUUUAGUGAUGUGAACUAACAUUCUAGGCUGUUUUUAUCAGUUUAUCAUACUUUGGGUUGUGAAUAAGUAACAAAUAUGAAUAAAAUCUCACUUUUGA